UUCCGGGCAUUUCUGCGGGAGAACCCCGAUUCUCCCGCCCCGCAGCUCUUCUCCUGCGGCUUUAAGGGCUGCAAAUCCUCUGAGAUCCACGAAGAGGUGGAAACGGUGACGUGGCAUUCUCACGUGUUCGGAAGCAGAAGGCCGUGUUUUCCAGCGGAGUGGAGAUCUCGUUGACACCGUCUUCCCCACCGCCCCAGAUCCCCUAAGUGGACCAUGCUGAAAGCCGUGAUCCUAAUCGGGGGCCCCCAGAAAGGGACCCGCUUCCGGCCCUUGUCCUUCGAAGUGCCCAAACCCUUGUUCCCAGUGGCAGGGGUACCCAUGAUACAGCAUCACAUCGAGGCAUGCACCAAGGUGCCCAACAUGAAGGAGAUUCUUCUGAUUGGCUUCUAUCAACCCAAUGAGGCACUCAACCACUUCCUGGUGUCUGCCCAGCAAGAGUUCAAAAUCCCUAUCAGGUAUCUCCAGGAAUAUGCAGCACUUGGCACAGGUGGGGGUAUCUACCACUUCCGUGACCAAAUCCUUUCAGGUAACCCUGCAGCCUUCUUUGUGCUCAAUGCUGACGUCUGCUCUGAAUUCCCUCUCGAAGAGAUGCUUGCCUUCCAUCGUCAGCGGGGCAGUUCCGACAGCUUCCUCAUGCUGGGCACCACGGCCAAUAGGAAGCAGUCUCUGAACUAUGGCUGUAUUGUGGCAAAUGCUGACACACACGAGGUCUUGCAUUACGUGGAGAAACCCAGCACUUUUGUGAGCGAGCUCAUCAACUGUGGCAUCUACCUAUUUACCCCAGCCAUCUUCCAUCACAUUGGGGAAGUCUUCCAGCGUAAUCAGCAGGAGUUGCUCUUGGAUCCGUACCAUGGAGAGGAGAGCACAAAUGGUUGGCAGCGGGCUGAAGCCAUCCGACUGGAGCAAGACAUCUUUACGGCCCUUGCUGGGCAGGGACGUCUCUUUGCCUACAAAACAGAAGGGUUCUGGAGCCAGAUCAAAUCUGCUGGCUCUGCCAUCUAUGCCAAUCGUCUCUAUCUGAGCUGCUACAGCCAGUGUCAUCUGGAGAGACUUGCCCAGAACCAACCCGGUGGGCCCAGCAUCCGAGGGAAUGUCUAUAUUCAUCCAACGGCCUCGGUGGAUGCCAGUGCUGUGCUGGGUCCCAAUGUCUCCAUCGGGAAAGGAGUGACCAUUGGUGCAGGAGUGCGAGUGCGUGAAUCCAUCAUUCUGCAUGGAGCGUCUCUCCAGGACCACACCUGUGUGCUCAAUAGCAUUGUCGGCUGGGACAGCACGAUUGGACGCUGGGCUCGUGUGGAGGGUACCCCCAGUGAUCCCAAUCCAAAUGAUCCCUAUGCAAAGAUCGACAGCGAGACGCUCUUUCGAGAUGGCCGUCUGACUCCAUCCAUCACUAUUCUGGGAUGCAAUGUGACCAUUCCUGCCGAAGUGGUCAUCCUGAACUCCAUCGUGCUUCCUCACAAGGAACUCAGCCGCAGCUUCAAGAAUCAGAUCAUUCUUUAAUGAGCCACGAAUUCACCUCUGGAAAGUUCAAGAGCGUCAUAAUACUGUAAUUUGUGACCAUCAGACAUACUCUCAAGCCUCAUCCAAUCUGGGUAGGCCAAGAUCUAUGGUUUUGGUACUGUCUGCUAUGUCCUUCUGGGCUUUUUCAGGGGAUGGGAAUAUGAGCCUCUUUCUAGGAUGGAAAAGUUGAGUUGCCCCGCUCUUCCCUGACUUGACUGCCAGUAAACCUCUCCAAGGAAGAGGCCUGCCUGAACUUAACUCACUAAAGGCUGUUUAGAGAAAGAUGCGUAGCUGAGAAGACACAUCUUUGCAGGCUUCUGUGGCCCCCCCGAUGCCUUUGUUCAUCCUCCAGUUAAAUCCCAACAGUCCAAAGAGCUCCAUUCCUGCAGCUCACGUGGCAAAAAGGCCUGUAAUUUUCCCUUUCCUUCCAUGUAAUAUCCCCUUUCUCUCCCCCACUCUCUUCCCCUGGCACUGCCUUGUUAACUUGCUCACUAAGGAAAUUGCCAGACGCCCGGACCUAUACCUACCUCUGGUUGUUUGUGAGGUGGAGGAAGUGAUUUGUUUCCAUAUUCUAGUACAACAGACGGCAAAUUGAAACUUUGAAAUGAAUGAGAAAAUGUUGGUAAGAAAUCACCUAUAAUAAAACAUAUAUUGUGGAAA
Pantherophis guttatus is the source of this 2157-nucleotide messenger RNA. RefSeq names its product GDP-mannose pyrophosphorylase A (gene GMPPA). Lineage: Eukaryota; Metazoa; Chordata; Lepidosauria; Squamata; Colubridae. Gene Ontology annotation, molecular function: transferase activity. The record is from RefSeq and is a predicted model, not a curated record. Gene Ontology annotation, biological process: biosynthetic process.